Messenger RNA from Aptenodytes forsteri (emperor penguin), 1541 nucleotides. RefSeq names its product zinc finger protein 830 (gene ZNF830). The record is from RefSeq and is a predicted model, not a curated record. Gene Ontology annotation, biological process: mitotic DNA replication checkpoint signaling; nuclear DNA replication; mitotic DNA damage checkpoint signaling. Gene Ontology annotation, molecular function: zinc ion binding; nucleic acid binding. Gene Ontology annotation, cellular component: nucleus; spliceosomal complex. The transcript has 9 exons. NCBI's taxonomy places the organism in Eukaryota, Metazoa, Chordata, Aves, Sphenisciformes, Spheniscidae. Bases 1 to 1047 code for a protein of 348 amino acids.
AUGCUCAGGGAGCUGCGGAGUCUGGAGCCGUGGGACGGCUUGCUCUCUGGGAACAGCGUAAAAUACACUGCUUGUAGUGGCGUCCUCUGUGACCAAGUCCUCCUGAAGUAUUCUAAAAGAGCUGUACUUGAAGCUGCAAUCCAGAAGUUCCUGCUAGGAAAGCCUCCUGAAUUUUGUACUUCUUUACAGAGAGUUGCAGAAUUAAAAGGCACAAAGCAGACAGCAACAGGUUCAGCUGCUAGCACAUCAUCUCAUCCUGUCAAGAGAAAAACUAUUGACACAGAAAAUACAGAGUUGAAGAAAGUAAAAGGUACGGACGAAAAGCCACAUACGUCUACAUCUGGGCUACCAGCAGAUUUUUUUGAUGAAACAGAGCAAGAUAGUGCAAACAAACAGCUUUCAAAGGGUUCAGGUCCCAGUUUAUUGUCAGGAAAUUACGAUGAUGAUGAUGAUGAAGAAGAACAAGAUCAAUCAAACAAAUCUUGUGUUACGCAUAAUACUGAAAUUCCACCUCCAACUCAAGAAGUAAUAGCUAAUUCUCUGCCUGCAGACUUCUUUGACAGCAAAACCACAGCUGCUCCUAUAGUUUCCCAUUCAGGGUCCAUACAGAAAGCAGAGAUACAAGAGAAGAUAGUGGAAAGGAAAGAAAACACCGCUGAAGCUUUGCCAGAAGGUUUCUUUGAUGAUCCUGAAGUGGAUGCAAAAGUGCGAAAAGUUGAUGCUCCAAAGGAUCAGAUGGACAAAGAAUGGGAUGAAUUUCAAAAGGCAAUGCGACAGGUCAACACAAUUUCAGAAGCAAUAGUGGCAGAAGAGGAUGAGGAGGGACGACUAGAUCGUCAGAUUGGAGAAAUUGACGAACAGAUUGAAUGUUACCGCCGUGUUGAGCUUUUGCGUAACCGUCAGGAUCUGAUGAAGGAGAAGUUAAAGGAAGCCAUGAGAUUAAGAGCAACUCAACAGAAAGAGGACGAGGCUAUUGGUAGCGAAGAUGAAGAAGAAUUGCAGGAUUUGCUGUCUCAAGACUGGCGGGUGAAAGGGGCUUUGUUGUAGCAUUUCUGCAACGUGGCUGAUACUCUCUUUAUCUGUGAUGUUACUUCCGUUGUUAGAAGUGAGAUGCUUUUGUUAAAUAUUUAUUUAAAGAGGAUCGUGAGGUGGUAAAGAGCCAAGCGUAUUAAAAAAAAUAAUCUUUGUAGAUCUACAAUGGUGUAUUACUUGCUGUAAAAACUGUAUAUUGCAAAUGUUUUACAAUAUUGAAUGUACCUUUCCUAUUAAAAUUAUUGGUUUCCUACCAGAGGUAUUUUCAUGGGAUUAGUAAUUAACUGAAGAAUCUCUAAGGUUUUGGAAGCAUUAGAUAUAUCUGGUAAUUUUGAGACUUGGAUUAUUGUGUAUAGAAGUAAAGGACUAGCAAAAGUGAUAGUGUAUGGAGUUUUCCCAGACUGGGGGGUUAGGGAAAGGAAAAUAUCAGGCAUUUAUGUUAUCUUAAAAUUUGUAAGUGCUCUUCUGUCCAUUGCCCCAGCUCCCAAUAAAAUAUGUACAUUUUUUUC